AUGCAAUCUAUUUCAAGGCUCAUUAAAAUCACAUGUGUGCAUUGUUUAAUUAAACUGAAUCUCAGUGAACUCUACGUUUUGGUAAUGUCUGAUAAGCAUUUACGUUGUUGUCAGUCGUUGUUGAAAUGGGGAAAAUUCUUCUUGAAAACUUUCGUCAGUUCUCAUUUCACGGGUGGUGGUGGUGAAAAAAUAGUAAGCAGCGGGAGGAUGCUCUCUGGAGGGAAAUUCUCAUUAUCAGACACAAAAGGAAAUUCAUUUGGAUUACCUUAA
This is a messenger RNA of Clunio marinus, 270 nucleotides long. NCBI's taxonomy places the organism in Eukaryota, Metazoa, Arthropoda, Insecta, Diptera, Chironomidae. The record is from the annotation of a GenBank genome assembly.